AUGAGAAACAUUUCCGAGCUUGAUGUUUCGUUAAAUACAUGUUUGGGAUUUCCGGCUCUUGAAAAUAUAACCACAGAUAUUAUGCAAUCAGCAAUAAAAGUCCUCAAAGUUAACUAUAUUUAUGUACCACGAAAAUUGAGAACAUUUUUAAUUAGAUCAAGCAGACUGAAAUAUGAAAUACCACAUGUGAGUUUUACUGAAAAUGAACUGAACAAUCUUAGUUUGAGUGACAAUGCCUUACAUACGUGGACAGGACCAGUAUAUAAUGUAAAAAAUCUGACAUCUUUAGACCUAUCAUCGAACACUUGUUCAAAUGUUUCAAAAUCAUUUUUCAGUCCGGAUUUCAAUAAUUUAAAAACCUUAUUAUUACAAGACAACAAUUUAGGGCACGUCAUACCGCUAGAUAGUGACGGUGAAAUAUUGAAGAAUCUGAACAACGUCGUUUACAUUAAUCUGUCUAAAAACAAAAUUCAGAAUAUACCAAAUUUGUUUUUUAAAAAGCAACACAAUUUAGAACAUUUAGACCUCAAUGAAAACAUGAUCAAAGAUAUCACAUUUAAAGUUUCUCAUAUGAAAAAACUUAUGUUUUUGAACUUAAGGAAUAAUCAGAUAUCGAAGCUCAACCCUUUGAUAAACGUGAGAUUAGUGCAAGGUAGUUAUGCUCUUUAA
Molecule: messenger RNA, 669 nt
Organism: Mytilus californianus (California mussel)
Lineage: Eukaryota; Metazoa; Mollusca; Bivalvia; Mytilida; Mytilidae
Product: toll-like receptor 4
Exons: 3
Coding region: 1-669 (222 amino acids)
Molecular function (GO): protein binding
Source: RefSeq, a predicted model, not a curated record